AUGAUCUUCUGGAAGUUGGCUUGCCGUGGAGCCUAUGUGAAAUCCAUUGAAUUGCUUGUUGAGCUUGCUACACUGCAGACUUCAUUUUUAACCCUUGACGAUGCAAUAAAGACCACAAAUCGUAGGGUCAAUGCCCUGGAGAACGUUGUGAAGCCUCGGCUGGAGAAUACAAUUAGUUACAUCAAGGGAGAGCUAGAUGAAUUGGAAAGAGAGGAUUUCUUCAAGCUGAAGAAGAUACAAGGUUACAAGAGGAGAGAGCUCGAGAGACAACAUUUGUCUGCCAAGGCAUUUGCAAAGGAGAAGAUGGCCGAGGAAAUUUCUUUGAAGAAGGGUAUCCCUAUUGGUUCAGCACAUAACAGGUUGUCCCAGGCUGCACAGAAGGAUGAAUACGUAUAUAGUGAGACAUGA
Molecule: messenger RNA, 408 nt
Organism: Olea europaea var. sylvestris
Lineage: Eukaryota; Viridiplantae; Streptophyta; Magnoliopsida; Lamiales; Oleaceae
Product: V-type proton ATPase subunit D-like
Exons: 2
Coding region: 1-408 (135 amino acids)
Cellular component (GO): vacuolar membrane; proton-transporting V-type ATPase complex
Molecular function (GO): proton-transporting ATPase activity, rotational mechanism
Source: RefSeq, a predicted model, not a curated record